AUUAUUCAUUGAAGUGCAUGAAUGCGCAGGUAUAAUGGAUAAGUGUUGUCGGUAUCUGCUGAUGUUUAGUUUCGCUUUGUUUGGGUACAUUUUGGCAACAAAAAACAAGUAUGGAACGAUAUCUGUGGUAGGACCAGCUUUUUUGAACAGGGAGGUAACAAUAAAAGCAACACCGUCCUAUCCUUGGGGAUGUGACGUAGAAUGGAGAUACGUAAUGAAUGGUGGCACACAAUCCAAAACAAUAAAUGAUAAAACAUUUUCAACAUAUUCGGAGAACGGGUCAUUCUUUUUAAGAGGGAUGGCUUCAAUUAAGUACAACAGGUCAGACUUCUACGCCGUUUGUUCAAAGAAUAAAACGAUAAGGACACGCUUUACAUCUUUGAAUAUGAAAGAUAUCUUUGGACGAUGUGGAGCUCUCGUGAUUUUAAGCCCGGUUGUUCGCGGAAAGGACGUAGAACUUGGUUACUUUCCGUCUGACCUUUUUAUAAAUGACCAAAUAUCUAAUGGUACACGAUUGUGGAAGAAAAACACCUACAUAAUACAUCUACGAAAAGGUUCUUACGAAGAGAAAACAGUUUCUGAAUAUUUGUACAUAUUGACUAUAUCUAACUUCGACGAAACAGAUGAAGGAACGUACAUGUUAAAUUGCAAUUCAUAUAGCACUACGAAUUUUGUUCAGCUACAAUUUUCAGAUAUGACUUCGGAACUUUCAAUGUCCGUAAACAAAGUACAUGAAUACAAGAAUAAUGUUUGUGUUUGGUUCUUAAACAUUUCAUGCGAAACGAAUAUAUCAAAUCCGCCUUGCACAAUUGAAUGGUCAAGCGACAACGAUAAUUUGAAAUACAAUCAAAGCAACAACUGGACUUAUGGCGAAAUUCAGAAUUACCAUUAUGUUUCCAACGUGCUCUACAAUGUGAAUACAUACAUGGCAGGGGGGACUAUAACAUGUUCAAGAAGAUGCAAUCAUUUCCCAUUUCAUUUAAACAAAGAUUACACAGUUUCUUCAUCAGAUUUUUCUCCGGAGCAGUUUAUGAAGGCAGAGAUCGUUAAAGAAAGUAAUCUCAACGUUCUUAACUUAACCUGCAAAACAGUUGAUACAUGUAUGCCAUGUACAAUUGCGUGGAGCAGCAAUUCAGUUCUCCUUUCCUCAAUAUUGACUGCGCAAUGGACGAACGCGAGUAAUUUGGGCUAUACAACUGUUUCAAAUGCACUCUACUUAAUUACGAAAGGUUUGGAGGGUAAACGGAUACAUUGUUCUACAUAUUGUGGAAAUGCUUCUUCACUGCCAGAACGAGAAACGUACAUAAUUUCUUUGGAGGAUUUUCAAGAAUCAGUUGUAGCCCAACAGUGGCAUUCGACGGUCCUUUACUCCGUAGCUGGAUCAAUUCUAGUUGUACUGGUAACAAUGUGUGCCGUGCUCCUAUUAAGACGAUGUAAACCUCACGUUUAUGAAACAGUUCUACUGCGCAGACGACCUGCAGUAGCAGAGCGGCCUAGACAUAUGAAUGAUGGUGUACAGCAUGCCCUUUAUAAUCUAACGGAAGUGUCUGCACGUGCCAUCGACAGCCAACAGACACCACCACCACUUUUGAAUAUGGAUGAACGAAACGUCCGUUUGAACCGAACUGACCCGCUAUACGAGUAUAUGGAUAACCCCGUCGACCACAGAGAUCGUCAUAAAAAAGCACCGACUGCAAACCAGUUCUAGGUUUAAUUUUAUAAAGUUUUUUGUUGUAAACCGUUUGUUUUUAUCAUACUUCAACUUGUAUUGUUAGAAAAUAUAUUAUUAUUGUUAAUAUCUACUUGUGUUUUAUUAUGUAAUUAAUUUCUCUCAUUCUCUUAAUUUCUCAUUUUUUCUCAUAUGAGCUUGUAAUAAUUGACCCUUCCAAAUUUAUUAGACAUCAACUAAGAAGUGCAGUGCCAUACUGUGUCGCUUGCUUUGUGAAACCUUCGUUAUUUAAUUAUAUAUUAACCUUAGCACAUUGGCAAAGUCAAAAUUUGUUUUCAUUUGAAAGAUUAGCCUCAUGAUCUGCUGUUUUCUUUUAAUGAGCCUUUGACUGUUUUAAUAUCAUCAUUUCAGUCUUAGGCUAGUUUUUGUCAAAUUACCAUACCAUUAUCACCGAUACAAGUGCAGAGCUUUGAAAAUAUAUUAAGAUUGGUCUAGUCGUGUGUGUAAAAUGUACAUAUAUACAUUAUAACACAAAUGAGUGCACACGUUCGAAUCUUUACGUAGA
Messenger RNA from Mya arenaria, 2234 nucleotides. RefSeq lists its product as uncharacterized. The record is from RefSeq and is a predicted model, not a curated record. The transcript has 8 exons. The coding region runs from base 35 to 1708 and encodes 557 amino acids. NCBI's taxonomy places the organism in Eukaryota, Metazoa, Mollusca, Bivalvia, Myida, Myidae.